Molecule: messenger RNA, 1631 nt
Organism: Malus domestica (apple)
Lineage: Eukaryota; Viridiplantae; Streptophyta; Magnoliopsida; Rosales; Rosaceae
Product: tobamovirus multiplication protein 1
Cellular component (GO): plant-type vacuole membrane
Source: RefSeq, a predicted model, not a curated record
AGAGAGAGAGAGAGAGAGAGAGAGAGAGAGAGAGAGCGCAACUUUACAACCACCACCGCUUUCAACGUAAUUGAAUUAUUUUGGAGAGUGAGAGUCGUCAGCGUGGAAGCUUAGGUGAGAGACGCCGAAAUCCCCAGAAAGCCCUCGCCCUCUCCGUCUCUCUUGGACCGUCUGGUAGGGGCAGUACUGGUAGAGUACUCUUCCCUCCAUCUUCCUCUCUCUCUCUGAGCUGAGCCGUGCCGUUUUACGACUUGAGUUUCUUCUGCUCUACGCUUCUCAAGCGUUUUGACCUUGGCUCACUCUCUGAGCUUCUCGCGCUCUCGGAGGAGCCCCGCUGCAAAAUGACGAGAAUGCCACUGCCAUUGUUGAGCUCUGCUCCCAUGGAGGCCGUCUCCAUGCUCUUCAAUUGGUGGGACGAGAUCAACGAGUCCUCCCGGUGGCAGGACGGCUUGUUCUACGCUCUCUGCGCCUCCUACGCCCUCGUCUCUUCCGUCGCUCUGUUUCAACUAAUAAGGAUUGAAUUGAGAGUGCCAGAAUACGGGUGGACGACGCAGAAGGUUUUUCAUCUCAUGAACUUCAUUGUUAACGGAGUACGAGCAAUUGUUUUCGGAUUUCACAGUCAAGUGUUUCAGUUGCACCCGAGGGUACUAAUAUUGGCCUUGUUGGAUCUUCCUGGACUGCUAUUUUUCUCUACGUACACACUUCUUGUCCUCUUUUGGGCGGAGAUUUAUCACCAGGCAAGAAGUUUACCAACUGAUAAGCUGAGGAUUGUUUAUGUAUCAGUCAACGCUAUCAUGUACUUUAUACAGGUUUGCAUCUGGAUAUACCUCUGGAUAGACGACAACAGUGUCGUUGAGCUCAUUGGAAAGAUAUUCAUUGCAGUUGUGUCAUUUGUGGCUGCACUAGGCUUCUUGAUAUACGGAGGAAGGUUAUUUUUCAUGCUGAGACGCUUCCCCAUUGAAUCUAAAGGGAGAAGGAAGAAACUUCAUGAGGUCGGAUCGGUUACAGCCAUAUGUUUCACCUGCUUUCUCAUAAGAUGCUUUGUGGUUGUCCUAUCGGCUUUUGAUGCAGACGCAUCACUUGAUGUUUUGGAUCAUCCGGUUUUGAACGUGAUAUACUACAUGCUGGUUGAGAUCCUGCCUUCAGCACUAGUCCUUUACAUCUUGCGCAAACUGCCCCCCAAGAGGGUAUCGGCUCAGCAUCAUCCGAUCCGUUAGCACAAUUCACCCUUAUUCUUUAUGUUAUUUUUGCUCCCCUAGAAUUAUUCUUUACGGAUUUGGAGUUUGGUGCAAAUGAAAAUGAGCGAAAGCCAGAAAAACAGUCCAGAUGUAGAAUUCCGGCGUGGCUCAUGCUGCCGGCAUUUUUUUAGACGUAUGUAUAUUACACAGCUCUCUAGAGCUAGCCAAGGGAAGAUAAUUGAAUCAAUUCCAUGGUUAUUUUGACAGUUAGUAGUUUAUUCGAUCGACGUUGUGACAGAAAGGAAAUGUUCAUGUAAUUUUAUUGUUGUAGGUUGUGUUUUUAUUUGUUUUUAGGGUACACUUACACAUCAUGUUGAAGCUCAAGUGAUUUGUUUUCUUAGCCCCCAGUAGACAAUUGAUGUGAAAUAAUAUAAGCAGAUCAUUUUUUUUUUA